CCUUUGUGAACCAUUGAAUUCCAUUCCUACACUAAUGAUAUCUCUCAUGGCUUCCCAUCGUUUGAUGGUAUAGCUUGCUAACCCUCAUUUUUCAACCAAACUAAGUGAAAGCUACAAAAUGGAAGAUAUGUCAUCAAGAGAAACAAUGAGUGUUGGGGGGAGUGAGGAAGUUAGGAUGAUGGAGGAAGUUAGUCUAGAGACUGAAUUGUCUAGGUCAAAGAGAAUGGUGGAAGAAAGGGGAGGUGAAGAGGUAGUUGAAGGAGAGGGAAUUCCUAUGAAUAUUUUGGAAGUUGUAGGUGAAUGUGAGAGAUGUUAUAAUGUAGAGGCAAACAUUGUGUCUGAGGUGAUGUGGCCAGCUGAAGUGAAGGAGAGGGCAUGUUCAGCACCUCGAGAUCAUUGGAUGCCAAUUUACGCCCAUUAUUUAUCGGCAGGGCUGAGGUUCCCCAUCUUAGAAUCUCUGGUUAGCUUAGAUGCUGUGGAGGCGGCUGAGCUUUAUGGAGUGAACUCUUUAAGUAGCUUGUUCGACACAAAGAGCAUGACAGUUGCAAAGAGGUUUACAAACUCAACUUUCCUUGAGGUGGAUUAUCAUCGAGCUCGGGAAAAGGUGCUGAGCCAUGGUGGGGUUGGGAUUGUUAAGCACGUCCUUGAGGCUGCGAGUUUAAUGAAUGCACUAUCACAGAAGUUUUUUGAAACUCUUAAGGAAUCUAAUGUUUUGGCAAAGGAGAAGGAGGAUCUGGGGAAGAAAAAGGAAAAGGUGGAGAAGGAUCUAGUAGAAGCUAUAUUAGAGCUUAUGCGGCUUCAGGAGGAGAAUGAUUCAUUAAAGACAAAGCUCAUGUUUGAGGAGAGGAAGAGGAAGAUUUGUGAGGAUAAGAUAGCAGUGUAGGAGAAGGAGAUUGUUAGAAUGAAAAAGGUUGCUAUAG
This is a messenger RNA of Rubroshorea leprosula, 920 nucleotides long. The record is from the annotation of a GenBank genome assembly. Lineage: Eukaryota; Viridiplantae; Streptophyta; Magnoliopsida; Malvales; Dipterocarpaceae.